GUGUCUUCUAGUUAGCAUCCUUCCGUCAUGGCGUCUUCUAGGACUAUCGCUCGUGUUAACUUGCACCUUUUUACUGUUCUCUUGCUGCUGGCUCUAUGUCUGCCGUUCGGAGGAGGGCAGAAGAAGAAAGAGAACUUGCUGUCUGAGAAGGUUGAACAGAUGAUGGAGUGGUCUUCUCGGCGCUCGGUUAUCCGGAUGAAUGGGGACAAGUUCCGCCGUUUCGUCAAGGCCCCACCCAGGAACUACUCUGUUAUCGUCAUGUUCACCGCUUUGCAGCCUCAACGGCAGUGUUCUGUCUGCAGACAAGCAAAUGAAGAAUACCAGGUUUUGGCAAACUCCUGGCGUUAUUCAUCUGCAUUUUCCAACAAGCUCUUCUUCACGGUUGUGGACUACGAUGAAGGAGCUGAUGUCUUCCAACAGUUGAAUAUGAAUAGCGCUCCAACUUUCAUGCACUUCCCUGCAAAGGGAAAACCUAAGAGGGCUGAUACGUUUGACCUGCAGAGGAUCGGAUUUGCCUCAGAGCAGCUGGCCAAGUGGAUUGCUGAUCGUACAGAUGUUCAGAUCCGUGUCUUCCGUCCUCCAAAUUAUUCUGGAACUAUUGCUUUGGCUCUUUUGGUGUCUUUGGUUGGAGGUUUACUGUAUCUGAGGAGAAACAACUUGGAAUUCAUAUAUAACAAGACUGGAUGGGCCAUGGCUGCAUUGUGUGUGGUCUUUGCAAUGACGUCCGGACAGAUGUGGAAUCACAUUCGAGGCCCUCCAUACGCCCACAAAAAUCCACAGAAUGGACAAGUGAGUUACAUCCAUGGCAGCAGCCAGGCUCAGUUUGUGGCUGAAUCUCACAUCAUCCUUCUUCUGAAUGCUGCGAUCACCAUGGGAAUGGUUCUGCUCAACGAAGCUGCCACGUCUAAGGGAGAUGUUGGCAAGAGAAGGAUCAUCUGCCUAGUUGGCCUUGGGCUGGUGGUGUUUUUCUUCAGCUUCCUGCUGUCCAUCUUCCGGUCCAAGUACCACGGGUACCCCUACAGCUUCCUUAUUAAGUAAAAUGCAGACUGAAGAGGAGGUCAGAGGAAGAUGAAGAAUCUGUUUGGGAUGGAGAAGGGCGAAGAAACCAGGAAACGUCACUGUAGGGUGGGCUUUGUGGGAUUUCUCUUUGGUGUAUUGCUUCUUACCUACUGUUGUUUUAAGUGUGGAAAGAUAUGUACUUUCUUUUUAAUGUGGAAAUAAAGGUAUUUGGCACGUCUGCAUUUUUCUUCAUGUUUUGUCUGUGGAUAAACUUUCUGAGUUCAGUCAGUGUAGAUGGAAGCUAAGGUAAUUUUACAUUUCCAAUGAAUUCAUUAAAGCAUAUUUCUAACAACUGGUCCACAUUUAAAUCUCACAGCAAAUACUUUGAGGUUUUAAAGCAGAGAAGUUUAUAAACUGGUGGGAAAAUGUCUUUAAAUAAAAAUUGUAUAAAUACUCGA
Fundulus heteroclitus (mummichog) is the source of this 1457-nucleotide messenger RNA. It is a transcript of the gene tusc3, whose product is annotated as tumor suppressor candidate 3. The record is from RefSeq and is a predicted model, not a curated record. The transcript is spliced from 10 exons. Lineage: Eukaryota; Metazoa; Chordata; Actinopteri; Cyprinodontiformes; Fundulidae. Bases 28 to 1038 code for a protein of 336 amino acids. Gene Ontology annotation, cellular component: oligosaccharyltransferase complex.